This is a messenger RNA of Aspergillus thermomutatus, 209 nucleotides long. RefSeq lists its product as uncharacterized. Lineage: Eukaryota; Fungi; Ascomycota; Eurotiomycetes; Eurotiales; Aspergillaceae. The transcript has a single exon. The record is from RefSeq and is a predicted model, not a curated record. The annotation marks the transcript as partial.
AUGCCACGGAAUGCCCUCUCCCCAGAUGGCUCCAUCACCAUACCAGGUCCGGCCGUUCCAGAACGGCCGUCGAAAGCCUCAACAGCAUCGGCAGCUCCAUCAACGGCGAAAUGGAACACGGAGAAGCUGGGCAUGCGCCUCGGCGUGGACAUCGCCAGCGCAAUGACAGCGGGUGCACUGACCUGUCCCGUCAUCACGGUCAUUGACCG